GAGCUGGUCCAGUGCUACCGCAGCAGCACAGCCGCGCAAUGUCAGUCGAAGUUUGUUCUGCUUCUCGUCUCGGUGGUUCUUUUCAUGAGGCGCGUUCUCGGAGCCAGUAUUAAAGGAGGACGAGUGUAGCUUUACCGCACAGAAGUUUCAUCAGCUCUUAUAAUCAGGCUGCGAGAAUGAACGAUAUCAAAGUUGCUGUUCUUGGAGGAGAGGGAGUCGGGAAAUCAGCACUCAUCGUUCGUUUCCUGACCAAACGGUUUAUUGGCGAGUACGCAUCAUCAUCAGAGUGCAUAUACAGAAAGCGUAUGUCUGUUGAUGGAAGGCAGCUGAAUCUUGAACUUUACGACCCAUGCUCUCAGCCCUGUGAAGGGAAGUCCACUCUGAAUGAGCAGAUCCACUGGGCCGACGGCUUCGUGGUCGUGUAUGACAUCAGCGACCGCUCUUCUUUCCUCGCGGCCACGGCCAUAGUGCACUUGAUCCGCGAGCUAAACCUGGGAGUAGCUAAAAGGGACUCAGAUUCGGUGGUGUUCUUAGUGGGUAAUAAGCAGGACCUGUGCCACAUGCGUGAGGUGGACAAGGAGGAAGGCCAAAGGGUGGCAUCAGAUGGCCGCUGCCAGUUCUACGAGCUCUCUGCUGCCGAGCACUACCAGGAGGUGGCGCUCAUGUUCUCGAAGAUGGUGCGCAACGCCAGCCUGGGUGGCAAAGCCAAGGAGCGCCGGCGUCGGCCCAGCGGCUCCAAGUCCAUGGCCAAACUCAUCAACAACGUGUUUGGCAAACGGCGGAAAUCUGUGUGAGAGCAGAACAAAUGAUGGACACUGAUGGUGCCAUGAACAUUAAAAGCCCUGUGAGGAGCUUCAUAUUGGGACGCAAGUAGCACCCAAUAGAGACUAAAGACCAGCUUCUGGCUACUGCAUGCCAAUUCCUUUAAAAUGUCAUAGCAGUACUGUGUUUCAGAUGGCCUGUGUGUGCUAAAGCGUUUCUGUGAAGUGCGCUUAAGUUGAGACUUAUCUGCUCUUUGCUAUAAAUGUCCCAACUGUGCACUCUAAAUGUUUAUUUGACCAUGUAUACAAUGUUGGAUGUAACAAUAAGGGCAAAUAUGCUCCUUUUGAUAUAUGAGGAAUGUCCAUAGAGGCUGUUGUAGGCCAAGUUCCAACUUUAAACAUGUCAAUUAGAGAUUAGAUAAAAGUGCUGUCUUUACAGUAUAAACUGCUUCAUGCAGGUUUACUAUAUAGACUGUUAUUCUUCAGUGAUUACAGAAAGGACAGAUUAACACAGCAUUCUGAAAGGUUUCAGCACUGUACUGUGAUUUCUCUCAGCUGACAUGUUUUGACCAGUCAUUGAUAUCGUCGAUAGAGUAGGUUUUUACAGUGUAAAGCAAUCUGUAAACUGUUGUGCAUUUCUGUUUGAAAUGCUGUCCCUUACCUAGAAUAAAAUGUAACCAGCUUUUCUCAGUGA
Molecule: messenger RNA, 1455 nt
Organism: Colossoma macropomum (tambaqui)
Lineage: Eukaryota; Metazoa; Chordata; Actinopteri; Characiformes; Serrasalmidae
Gene: rergla
Product: RERG/RAS-like a
Exons: 5
Coding region: 177-794 (205 amino acids)
Molecular function (GO): GTPase activity; GTP binding
Source: RefSeq, a predicted model, not a curated record